Messenger RNA from Entamoeba nuttalli P19, 4908 nucleotides. Its product is annotated as DNA-directed RNA polymerase II large subunit, putative. Gene Ontology annotation, biological process: DNA-templated transcription. The transcript has a single exon. Gene Ontology annotation, molecular function: DNA binding. Gene Ontology annotation, cellular component: RNA polymerase II, core complex. NCBI's taxonomy places the organism in Eukaryota, Evosea, Mastigamoebida, Endamoebidae. The record is from RefSeq and is a predicted model, not a curated record. The coding region runs from base 1 to 4908 and encodes 1635 amino acids.
AUGACUGAACUCAACAUGGAAACGAAACGAGUCAAACAAAUAAAAUUUACUUUACUUUCUUCUGAACAAAUCAGAAAAAUGGGUGUUUGUAAGAUUACUGAAAGUACUUCAGUUAGUAGCGAUGGUAAACCAGUUUUAGGUGGACUUGCCGAUCCUCGUAUGGGACCAUUUGAAAAAGGAGAAGAAUGUCAAACAUGUAGAGGAACAAGGACAGAAUGUCCUGGUCAUUUUGGAUAUAUAGAAUUAACACAACCAGUUUAUAAUGCUAUAUAUAUGAAAUAUAUUUUACAUGUAUUAAAGUGUGUUUGUCCAAUUUGUAAACGAAUAUAUUGUCAUGGAGAUGAAAGAGUUAAAAAUAUUAAAAGUACUGGAGAAGAACGAUUAAAAGAAAUUUAUGAGUUUAUUCAUAAAAACUAUAAAGCUUGUGGAGUUUUAUCUGAGAAGAAAAAAGAUCUUGAUAAACACCAAAAUAAUGAAGAAGAAGAACAAAAUCCAUGUAAUGGACCAAUUGUAGAUUAUGAACUUCCUAAAUUAAAAUCAGAAAAUAAAUUAGAAAUUAGAAGAAAAAAUGGAAUAAAAACUAAUGAAGAAAAUGAUUUUAAACCAAGAGAUGCACUUGCAAUAUUUAAAGAUAUGACUGAUGAAGAUGUUAGAGUACUUGGAUUUGAUCCAAUUGAUUGUCAUCCUAAAUUUAUGAUUUUUACAUUAAUUCCAGUACCACCACCAUGUGUUAGACCAUCUAUUGUAUCAGAAGGAGCAAAAGAAUCUAAAGAUGAUUUGACUGUAUUAUAUGAAAAUGUAAUAACUGCUAAUGAAAGACUAAAAGAAGAAAAUCAAAAAUGUGAAGGAGUAUCAGAGUAUUAUAAUAAAUUAAUGGAAUUACAAACUAUUUGUGCAAAAAUAUCAAUGAAAAAUGUUAAACUUCCAGAAACCAUGUUGAGAAAGAAAAAUUUUAAAUCAAUUGAAGAAAGACUUUCAAGUAAACAAGGUAGAUUAAGAUUAAAUCUAAUGGGAAAAAGAGUUGAUUUUUCUGCAAGAACAGUUAUUUCACCAGAUCCAAAUUUAUCAAUGGAUGAAGUUGGAGUACCAACAGGAGUUGCUAAAAUUUUAACAUUUCCAGAAGUAGUUACUCAACAUAAUAAAGAAAAAUUACAAAAAUUAGUUAAUGCUGGAAUGAAUGAUUAUCCAGGAGCAUUUAUGUUAGAAAGAAAGAACGGACAAACAUAUAGAUUAAAUGGAUCAGAAAAAAUUAUUGAUAUUGGAGAUACUGUGCAUAGAUAUAUUAUGAAUGGAGAUUAUGUUAUUUUUAAUAGACAACCUUCAUUACAUAGAAUGAGUAUGAUGGGUCAUAAAGUUAGAGUUUUACCAUUUUCUACAUUUAGAAUGAAUUUAUGUGAUACUACACCUUAUAAUGCAGAUUUUGAUGGAGAUGAAAUGAAUUUACAUGUACCACAAACACUUGAAGCAAGAGCUGAAGUUGCUACAUUAAUGUUAACACCAACACAAAUUAUUACACCACAAGAUAAUGGACCAAUUAUGGGUAUUGUACAAGAUACACAAUGUGGAAGUUAUUUAAUUACAAAAAGAGAAACGUUUAUUGAACAAUUAGUAUUUUAUAAUAUCUUACAAUGUUUAGAUAACUUUGAUGGAACAGUUCCAAUUCCUGCAAUAUUAAAACCAAUUCCUAAAUGGACUGGGAAACAAGUAUUCACUCAAAUUCUUCCUACUAUUAAUUUUCAUAGAGGUAAUUGGUCAAUUAAAGAAUUAUUAAAACGUGGACCAGCAGUAGCUGAUUCUGAUGUAUAUAUAUUAGAUGGUGUUCAUUUAGUUGGGUCAUUAAGAAAUAAAUCAGAAUUUGGAAAGAAUAGAUCAGGUAUUAUCCAAACUAUUUUUAAAGAUAAAGGAAUGGAAGCAACUAAAGUAUUCUUUAAUAAAACACAAGCCACUGUUAAUAGUUGGAUAUUAACAAGAGGAUUUACAGUUGGAGUAGGAGAUAUUGUUGUACCACAAUCUGUUCAUGACUCUAUUAGAGCAAAUGUCGAAAAAAGUAAAAAAGAAGCAGUAAAAUUUCUUAGCCAUCAACAUGAUGAUGAAAUUAAAGUACAAGCAGGAAAUACUAUGUUCGAAAAUCUUGAAAGUGAAUUAGGUAGUUUGUUAGAAAAAUUAAAAAAUGAAUGUGAUUCUAUUACUACAAAAUCAUUAAAAAAAGAUAAUAAUUUACUUGCUAUGGUAGAUUCAGGAAGUAAAGGAAGUACAACUAAUAUUCUUCAAAUGGUAGCUUUUGUUGGAAAACAAGAAAUUAAUAAUUUAAGAAUUCCAUUUGGAUUUUAUAAAAGAACAUUACCACAUUAUUGGAAAGAAGAUUAUGGAUUUGUUUCUAGAGGGUUUGUAGAAAAUAGUUAUGUGAUGGGAUUAUCUCCACAAGAAUUUUUCUUUCAUGCUAUGGCAGGUAGACAAGGUAUUAUUGAUACUGCUGUUAAAACAUCAGAUACUGGAUAUAUUCAAAGAAAAAUGGUUAAAUGUAUGGAAGAUGUACAAUGUAAAUAUGAUCGUACAGUUAGAAGAUCUAGUGGAGAUAUGGUAGAAUUUAUGUAUGGAGGAGAUGGAGUAGAUGCAUUAAUGUGUGAAACACAAAAAUACAUUUAUUGUAAUGAUUCAAAACCUGAUAAUUUUGAAGGAAGUAUUAAUGAAUAUGAUACUUUAAAAAUGAAUGAACUUUAUAAAUGGGAUUUAAAUGAUGAAAAAUUAAGUGAACUAUUAGAUGAAGAUAUUUAUAAUAAAUUAUUUAGUGACGAAUAUCAAACAUUAUUUGAUAAUGAAUUCCAAAGAAUAUUAGAUGAAAGAGCAGAAUUAUAUCAACCAUGGAGAAGAAGUCUUGAUUUAAAACCAUGUGAUAUUCAUAUUGUUGUUAAUUUUGCAAGACAAAUUGAUAAUGUUAUUGCAGCAAGAUAUUUACCAAAGAGUCAAAGAAGUAAUUUAGAUCCAAAAUAUGUUAUUGAAAGAGAAAAUGCAUUAAUUAAAGAAUUAUCUUCAAUUGGAGCUGUUAAAAAUGAUAAAUUUGAUGAAGAAAGAUUUAAAGAUGCACUUGGAUCAUUUGGUAAAUUAUUACACUGUACAUUAAGUAGUAAACAAUGUUUAAUUCAACAUCAUUUAUCUAAAGAAUCAUUUGAUGAUUUAAUGGAUAGAAUUAAAAAUAUUUAUGAACGUUCAUUUAUCAAUCCUGGAGAAAUGGUUGGAAGUAUUGCUGCUCAAUCUAUUGGUGCACCAGCAACUCAAAUGACUUUAAAUACAUUCCAUCAUGCAGGUAUUUCAUCUGCUAGUGUAACUGAAGGAGUCCCACGUUUAAAAGAAUUAUUAAAUGUAUCUAAAACACCAAAGACACCAAGUAUGAAUGUUUAUUUAACAAAUGAUACAAGAGAGUCAAUGGUUGAUUUAGAUAAAGAAUUAAAUAAAACUAUUCCUUACACUAAAUUAAAAGAUCUUAUAGAUAAUGUGGAAAUUUGGUUUGAUCCUGAUAUUGCCAAUUCAGUUAUUGAAGAAGACAGAGAAUUUAUUAAUGAUUUUAUUGAAGUUGAAGAAAUUAAACCAGAAGACUAUUGUAAAUGGACAAUAAGAUUAGUAUUUGGAUAUAAUAAAAUGGUUUCUAUGGGAGUUGAUUCUGAUUCAGAUAUUUUAAGAGUAAAAAUAAAAGAAUUAUUUAAAGAUGCAUUAGUUAUUCCAUCAGACUCAAAUAAUAUUGUAAAUGGUACUGUUAAAAUUGUUGUUCAUAUUAGAUUUAGAGUUGGAAGUAUAUCUGAAUGUUCUAAUAUAGAUCAUUUAACUGAUGAAGUUGAUAAAAGUGUUGAAGCAGUAGCAUAUUAUAAAUCUAAAUUAGAUGAAUUAUUAAGGACUGUUGUUAUUUCUGGAAUUGAAGGAAUUACAAAAGUUAUUAUUCCUCAAAAACCAAAAAAUACAAUUGUAGUUGAUCCAGAAACAAAAAUGUUAAGAGAUCAAUUACAAUGGGUAGUAUUUACUGAAGGAUCUAAUAUGGCAGGUUUAGCUGAAUGUGAUAAUGUUGAUUUUUAUAAAACUGUUACAAAUAAUGUUUAUGAAACGUUCCUUUAUUUAGGUAUUGAAGCAGGUAGAACUCAACUUGAAGCAGAACUUAUUAAAACAUUAUCUGGGUCAUAUGUUAAUUUUAGACAUUUAGCUCUUAUGGCUGAUGUUAUGACAUUUACUGGUAGAAUUCAACCUUUUAAUAGAAUGGGUUUAUCACGUGGAAGAGCAGGAGUUAUUACUAGAGCUUCAUUUGAACAAACAUUAGAACAAUUUAGAAGAGCAGCUGCAUUUAGUGAAUCAGAUAUUUUAAAUGGUAUUUCUCAAAAUAUUUUAAUGGGACAAAGGACUGUUGCAGGAACUGGUGCAUUUACUGUAUUACUUGAUAUAGAUUCAUUAAAAGCAUCAAAUAUUGAUGAAAACUCAUUUAGUGAAGAAGAAGCUGAUAAAAAAGCAUUCAUUGAUGGAUUUGAUGUGUCUCCAAUUAGAACUCAUUUGGUUAUGUCUCCAACAAAUACCAAUAAACCAAAACCAAUGGGAUUCUCUCCUUCACCAGUUUCUCCAAGAAAAACACAUCCACAAUUUGCUACUCCAUCACCAUUUAUAACCUCUUCUUCUCCAAGAUCUUCACCUAUGUUAAUGCAAUUUACUCCUCGUUUUAGUUCAGGUCCUUCACCAUAUAAUCCAGCUACUGGUGCAUUAUCUAAACCUGCAUUUUUAUCAUCACCAAUGUUUGCUGGUAAACAAUCUUCACCUUAUAAUAAUCCUAAUCCAUCACCAUUCUUAGGUUCAACACCUGCGUUCCAAGGUAUUUCAUCACCAUUUAUUAAUUACUCAUCACCUAGUAUAUUCCCUAAACCACAAGAUAAAUGA